This is a messenger RNA of Mollisia scopiformis, 2091 nucleotides long. Its product is annotated as acid protease. The transcript has 4 exons. Lineage: Eukaryota; Fungi; Ascomycota; Leotiomycetes; Helotiales; Mollisiaceae. Gene Ontology annotation, biological process: proteolysis. The record is from RefSeq and is a predicted model, not a curated record. Gene Ontology annotation, molecular function: aspartic-type endopeptidase activity. Bases 1 to 1905 code for a protein of 634 amino acids.
AUGGCAGGCAAGUGCUGCAAGUCUGGUUUCCUCGAAGCGACGGUAAAUACAACAGUCCCGGCUCCAAUCGUCGUCGGACCUAGUCAAUACUGGGAAGGCAACGAUGGACCUUGGUCAACUUUCACAGUCCAGGUCGGAUCACCGGCCCAAGAUGUCCGGCUUUUGAUCUCUACUGCGGGAACCUCAACCUGGGUCGUAGUUCCAGAAGGCUGUACGACAGAUGACCCUUCGAACUGUCCAGAUCUCCGAGGUCAAGAAUUUGUGAACCACUCUUCAACGACUUGGCAGUUUGACAAGUUCUAUACUUUUGGAGUGGACGAGAACCUGGGAGUAGAUGGUAGUGCGGAAUAUGGAUUCGACAAUGUGGGGAUCGGAUGGCAGGGUAGCAGCGGAGCAACAAUCUUGAACCAUCAAAUUGUUGCUGGGUUUGCGGCACAGGAACUUUGGCUGGGACUAUUCGGACUCAAUCCAAGACCAAUCAACUUUACAGACUUCAAUGACCCGCAGCCGAGUUUCGUGCAGUCGUUGAAGAACAAAUCGAUGAUCCCCAGUUUGACUUGGUCAUACACUGCUGGCGCACAAUAUCAGUCCGAGGGUGUGUCUGGAAGUCUUGUAUUUGGAGGUUAUGAUGCUUCGAGAGCAGGGUCCACGAACAUGAGUUUUGCUUUCGGUCCUGAUCAGUCCAAAGACCUCACUGUUGGCUUGCAAUCCAUAUCUGGCUCAAUCGCAGGGCAGAAGCAGUGGGAUCUCCUUCCUCAAGGGAUCUUUACCUUCAUCGAUUCGACUACACCGUAUAUUUGGCUUCCGUUAGCUUCAUGUCAAGCAUUCGAGAAAGCGUUUGGAUUGGUCUGGAACAAUACCAUUGGCUUAUAUCUUGUGAACGAUACCCUGCAUGCAAAGUUGUUGAACCAAAAUGCAAGCUUUGACUUCAAGAUUGGGAAUACAACAGCUGGAGGUUCAACGAUCGAUAUCACACUUCCAUACGCGAGCUUCGACUUGACUGUGGGGUAUCCUAUAGUGCCGAACAAUACGAGAUACUUUCCAAUCAUCAGGGCUGCUAAUGAUACCCAGUAUACUCUUGGACGAACGUUCUUGCAGGAAGCCUAUCUUACAGCAGAUUAUGAACGCUCUCAAUUCUACCUUUCGCAAGCUAAUUACGCAGGAGCGCCAGAGCAUAUUAUUGCCAUUCCAUCAAUCAACGCAACGACGCCACUUGGCAAUACACCAUCAAAACCACCAAGCCCUUCAAGCCCGCCCCUCGCCGCAAUCAUCGGCGGCGUAGUUGGCGGUAUCAUACUGAUCGUCAUUGCCAUUUGUGCAUACCUCUUCAUACGACAUCGCCGCCGCAAAGCAAAGAAGGAAGAAGUCCCACCCUCACCCAAGGAAGAAGAUGACUCCUAUCCCUUCGACAAGAAAGUCCAACCCGAAGAGCCACCUCUCCCAGCAGAAGUAGACGCCGGUCCCAUACGCCCCAUAUCUGAGGUCCCCGAUUCCUCCUCUCCCCGCCACGAACUCGCGUCUCCGCUUCCGUCCGUGAUCUUCGAAAUGCCCGGCGACUUCCCCACAGUCCCAGAACUAUCAUCACCAGAUGGACGUUUGGGCUCAGAACAAGAACUCCCGUCUCCAGAUGGUCGUCUCUCGCCGGCGAUUUCAGAUUUCCCUUCUCCGCUUCUUGGGCGGGCGUCGCUGGUAUCGUACUCGCCUGAUGGCCGAGUUUCGAGGGCAAUCUCGAUGUCGGAAGUUUCGUCGGGCGGAGGAGAUGAUCGUAAAUUUUCGGAGGUGCCGUCGCCGGUUGAGGGACUGUCUCCUGCGUCGUCGACGCAGGUUUCUCCUGUUGUGAGGCAAUCGAGGGUUAUGACGGAAUUGUUGAAGACUGUUGAGGAUUUUCAGGAGCCUGAUGAGUGAGUGGAUGUUGAGACAAGUAGUUCGUUUCGAUUUGUUUGUAUUGGCGUUAGGAAAAAGUUCUAUGUCAGACUAUCUCGAGCCUUGUCCACCAUAUUUUGAUCUUCUAUUGGUAAUCCGGAAUGCUGCGUCAGGGCAAAGGACUUACCUUCCCAAAAUGAUACUUUUAGGCGAUUGGAACGCUCACAU